This is a messenger RNA of Dothidotthia symphoricarpi CBS 119687, 1482 nucleotides long. RefSeq names its product pyrroline-5-carboxylate reductase. Bases 350 to 1243 code for a protein of 297 amino acids. Gene Ontology annotation, molecular function: pyrroline-5-carboxylate reductase activity. The record is from RefSeq and is a predicted model, not a curated record. NCBI's taxonomy places the organism in Eukaryota, Fungi, Ascomycota, Dothideomycetes, Pleosporales, Dothidotthiaceae. Gene Ontology annotation, biological process: L-proline biosynthetic process. The transcript has a single exon.
CACGGACUAUUUUUUUUAAACUCUACCACAACAGAAGAGACGGAUAAUCGCAGAUAUGUCGUCUUCUGAAGAAUCAAAGGGUCUCACUUUGACCGUGCUCGGCUCAGGUAUGUUGGAGUUAUUCUUUUGUGUGUUCGAUAUCUGGAGUACAACAUGGGCAUGGGAGCACGAGAGCAACCGCGCUUGAAAAGAGAAAGUUUCAUGAACCUACUCUCUCACAAGAGAUACCCCCAUCCUGCUCCAAGAAGACAAGAGAAAAGCAGCCCCCAACCCCCAGCACCCCCUCACAGCCCAUCCUCACCCUCACUCCCCCAAACCCAACCCACGAAACUAACCCCCAACAGGCACAAUGGGCAUCGCCAUAAUGGGCGGCGUAAUGUCGUCCCUCGCCGCCGCAAAAACGCAAUCCACCCUCUCCCCCUCCACCCCCAAAGACACCCCCAACCUUUCCAACUUCAUCGCCUGCGACCAAUGGGCGCCCGCCGAAGAAAACGUCCGCAAAGCCCUCGGCCACUACUCCUUCCCGCUGCAAACCCUCACGAACCAGAACCUCAAAGGCGUCAGCGAAGCAGACAUCGUCCUGCUCUCCUGCAAGCCGCACGGGUACAAGGACAUCCUGGGCGAAGCGGGCGUGCGCGACGCGCUCAAGGGGAAGGUGCUGGUUAGCAUCCUGGCGGGGGUUACGCAGCGGCAGCUCGAGGAUUUCUUAUAUCCUGAGGGGAGUGGGAAGGUGGAGGGGGCGUGCAGAGUGGUGCGCGUGAUGCCUAACACGGCGUCGUUUGUUGGCGAGUCCAUGUCUGUUAUUGAGACGUCGAAUCCGCCGCUGUCGGAUACACAUGCUGCGCUUGUCAAGUUUGUGUUUAGCUCGAUUGGUCGUGUUGUUACGCUGCCGCCGGCGAUGAUGGAUAUCUCCACUGCGCUGUGCGGGUCGGGACCGGCGUUCUUUGCGCUGAUUCUGGAGGCGGCGGCGGAUGGGGCGGUCGCGAUGGGAUUGCCGAGGGCGGAGGCUCAGCUUAUGGCUGCGCAGACGAUGCGCGGGACGGCGGCGUUGGUGCUGAAUGGGGAGCAUCCCGCGGUGCUGAAGGAUAAGGUGUCCACGCCUGGAGGGUGCACGAUUGGCGGGUUGAUGUCACUGGAGGAGGACGGCGUGAGGGGGAGUGUGGCCAAGGCGAUUCGCGAGGCGUGUGUUGUGGCGAGUCGGUUGGGCGGAGAGAGCAGGGAGUUUGUGAACCAUCGCCGGUAGGUAGAUGGUGAGGGGAGUCGGGGUUGGAAAAAACAGAUCACAAUGGACCGACUGGAAGCACACGAUAGACCAUGAUGAAAUGAGAUACCAAUACACACCGGAAUAUGUAUUUUUAUUGUCUUGUACCUACCUAGACCUACACCCACGCCCCUAAUCCCGCCCCGUUUGAAUUUUUCUACCAGAAGAGGGUAUAAUAAAGUACAAGAAAUAGAGUAGAGAACCCAGAUGCCCUACCCAAU